UUCACCACCACAUCACCUUCUUCACUCAAUCCCCUUUCUAACCCCAACCCAAACGGCACCUUCACCCGCCUCCAAAACUAUCCAGAGACCCCUCCCUCACCAGAUCCCACUCUCCCCAUACCCGUUCUCUCCAAGGACCUUACCAUCGACCAAUCCAAGCACACCUGGGCACGGAUCUACCUACCCCACCAAGCACUCAAUACUCCCCCUAACCACCCCAAACUUCCCCUCAUCGUCUUCUACCAUGGCGGCGGUUUCAUAUUCUACCAUGCCAACUCCACCUACUUCCACGACUUCUGCGUCCGCAUGGCCAACGCCACCCAAUCCGUCGUCGUUUCCGUCGAUUACCGCCUUGCUCCGGAGCACCGCUUGCCGGCGGCGUACGAGGACUCGGUGCAGGCGCUGCACUGGAUCAGAGCCUCUAAUGACUUGUGGCUGGCUCACGCUGAUUUCUCCCGAUGCUAUCUCAUGGAAGAGAGUGUUGGAGGAAACAUAGCGUACAAUGCGGGUCUACGUGCAGCCGCAGAGGCAGACCAGAUCAGGCCGCUGAAGAUCAAAGGGAUGAUAUUGAUUCAGCCAUUUUUCGGAGGGAAGAAGAGAACUCCGUCGGAGCUGAGGCUAGCGAAGGACUUGAAGAGGGUUAGGGUUAGAAAGGUGAUUGGAUGAAUAAGGUGAUUGGGCCUCUAAAGGUGAGAGCUUUGGUGAGAAGCCGUGAAAGACAGUGUCGUAAGUGUGAAGGACGGCGGCAGAGGCGGCGGUGGUGGUGGUUUCAGCUGCAGUGGCAUGGUUGAUAAUAAAAGCGAGAGAAGAUUCGUACCAGUGCUUGUGGGUUGGGAAGAUGGAGGGCUUGGCUUCAUGGUGUACUUGCACCAUGAAGGUGCUCUUCUUCUCCGGGGAAGCGGCAGCAAGUGUUGUUGUGACUGUGAGGAUGAAAGAGAGGAGGGUGUGGCAAGGAGCCAUUGGAGCAGCGGUGGAGACUGAGUGGAAAGUAAUGGUGAGAGUGUGUUAGAAAGGGAAAGGGGGGUGGUGGCUGGGGGAAGAGGGUUAGGGUUAGAAAGGGGAUUGGUUGAAGGAGGUGGUGUGGUGGUGAAGAUAAGGGUAUUUUGGAG
Arachis duranensis is the source of this 1109-nucleotide messenger RNA. Its product is annotated as carboxylesterase 1-like. The transcript has a single exon. Lineage: Eukaryota; Viridiplantae; Streptophyta; Magnoliopsida; Fabales; Fabaceae. The record is from RefSeq and is a predicted model, not a curated record. The annotation marks the transcript as partial. Gene Ontology annotation, molecular function: hydrolase activity.